Molecule: messenger RNA, 2109 nt
Organism: Hypoxylon trugodes
Lineage: Eukaryota; Fungi; Ascomycota; Sordariomycetes; Xylariales; Hypoxylaceae
Exons: 2
Coding region: 364-1824 (486 amino acids)
Source: RefSeq, a predicted model, not a curated record
UAAAAUGAAAUCUCACAGGACAGACAGGGGGAUAAAUAUAGGUAGUCUAGGUGCCUAAUAUUAACCCACUAUGCCCUAAAUCUGGCCCCCAAUCUGAUCUGGACGUAUCAGAUGCCAAUCAAACCCCAGGGGUUGAGUUCCUUCGAUCUCGAAGCAGUAUAGAGAGAUCGCUUCCGUAUAUCGCGACUAGGGUAUAUACAACUUCGAACUUGAGUGGCGUCUAUAACCCUUACUAGCGUAUUGUGAUAUAUUAUGGUAGUCACAAUGUAGAAUCUCAUCUUUGGGUUCCGGGAAGUCCUUUCCCUAUCCCCUCAUCUUUUUUCUUCUUUCUUUCCGAGGUACGACCCCCAAAGCCGUGUCGCGAUGCCGUACCGCUCAUUCUUUUCGUAUAGCGUCACUCGCGCUUAUCCGUUGAGAUGGUUUACCCCUACGGUCAUCAUAGGCGGUAUUAUCGCGACUGCUCUCGUCUCUUUCCUCAAUGUGGCAGCGACGGGCUACGAACUCGUUCCUACCUCGACCUCAGACCCGAACUCGACGGAAACAAACGGUGUAUGGUUCUCAAAGUGGCCAUCAUAUCUAGUCGGUGCCCGCGCCUCGUGUGAUGCAGCAAAUCUACAAGUUCAAAGUACUAUUUAUACCGACAAGAGAGCGUUUCCAUACACUUUAUCAAGAGUAUGGCAACUUGGAGACGGAGGCCAGGAAGUCUAUCAGGGUUCUAUGGUAUACAAGAACAACCCAAUCCAGAAAUGUAACGUUACUUUGAUCAAGAUGGAAUUCGAAGGUCCUGGCCGAACAGCAGGACAGUUAGCAGUGGCUCCCAUGGGCGGAACAGUAACCGCGACAUCUCAGUGUUAUGUGGACGAAGGUACACCUAGCGGCCGUACUUACUUCGAGCUACUUUCAACGUACGAUGCGAUUCCUGGGCCGCGGACCGUCUCAUCGGCAUUUCUCAGCCUCAACAAAACUACCAACCCAAGUCUCUACUGGGGAUAUUCCCUCCUAAACGUGUACUGGCGAACAGUCAUGCAAUCCUUUUUCGACGAAGACAUGGCGAGGACAGAAGCCCCCUUUUUCAAGGGCAACGUCGACUUACAGCGCAACAUGACAUUAAAGGGUACGAUGGAAGAAAAUGUUCAAAACGUUGAAUUCUUGCGAGUUCCCGCAUGUUGGUUUAUUCCGUUAAACACGACGGGUGUCGCGUACCUGGAAAACCGAUAUUGCAAUUCGAGCUCCAUCACCGAGCUAGCCAACAGCCCCCACCCUGCCGCGUUUGAGCGACCGGUACCCAAUAUUUGGCAUCCAGUGGGUAUACUUGGGAAAGCAAUGUGGUUCACAGUCUUGGCGGAUCUCGGGAGGGACGACGACGAUAUGCCGAAUAUGCUCGCGAGACCGGAUCUCCUAGCGAACCUUACCUCGAAUAUGAACGAAGCGAAUAGCACGUUGCGAAAGACAUUCCGAUGGGGUUUGGAGAGUAGCUUAAUAUCCCAAAAAGGAUUUGAUCCAGCUCAAUCUCAGGACGUCCAUCUUUGGGUCAACCAGUCGCAGCUAGUCGCAGACUAUCUUUGUCAGGUCCCUCAAUUGAAGUCUGCCGGAAACCUUUUCCUGUCCGUUCUGGUAGCGGAUUUAGUCAUCCUGCAAGUGAUUUGGAAGAUAUUUACGUUGCUUGUGGAUAAGAUUUGUAUCAAGGAUACGGAAGAAGCACAAUACUGUGCUGCUUGUGCACCCGUUCCACAGAGUGUUCAAGCAGCAGGAGGAUACCAAUCUGUCAUUGGACAGGAUUCGAAGGCGAUACUAUUGGAAGAACGGAGGUCUUUAGGGACUUGACCUUGACAUCAUGGAUCUGUACAAGAAAGAAAAAAAAAUCAACACACACGGAAUAAUGCCAUUCUGCGCACUCGAGCCACUUUAUCGGAACUCCAUUAGAUGAUCCUAAGUGGAGGGGAUGAACCUGAAAGGUUGGCGAUGGGCUAGAAGGAGAGGAAAUGGUCGAAUCGGCUUCGCGUCUAUCCUACAGAUGCGUACAGGCAACAUACGUAGGUAACAAAGCUUCAUGAUGUAUACGAUGAUCAUGUUAGUUCAAAGCUUGAUGGUAUAAAGAAGGAAGUCGGU